AUGAGGCAUCUACUGCUGUUCGUAGUGAUUCACCAGGCGUUGAUGCCUGUGCAAUCGUUCCACGGUGUGAUAUGGGACAAGAAACUGGACGAUUUCGUGCCGAUCGUCAACGUUCCCGAAUUCGCGUACGUGAUUCAGGAACGCAUGAGUCGAAUUCGGGAAAAGGAGCUCCACAAUUUUCAAGGGGCACCGAUUAAAAUGUCUUAUUUUGAGAUACCCAGAUCCCUCGAAAGCAAAAACAACGGAACCAGAUUGACCGGCGCAAUAGGCGAUAUUUGGCAUCUUUUGAGUGAAUUUCUGAACUUCACAUUGAGACCGACAGUGGUCACGGAACGGAACUUGGGCAGUGCGUUGCCGAACGGCUCUUACACGCCCGGUUUAUUAAAGAAAAUCCAUCUAAAUGAAAUAGACGUCAUACCAAGGUUGGACGGGCAAAUCGAUCGACUUGCGGCCGCCCAAUUUACGCUACCCUUGUGGAUCGCCAGAUAUUACUUGUAUAUACGACCAGAAGUGCAUCACCUGACCACUUGGAUGCUAAAGCUAUUAUCCCCGAAGGUCUGGUACGCGGGCUUGGUGACUUAUAUCCUGUUAACCAUCUGCAACUACAUGUCUCACGUGAUCCACGCAACAAUCAUGCGGCAAAAACCGGUGGCAAGACUGACAGAUCAUUUUUUCUACAACUUCGGCACGAUUUGCGAUCAGAGCUACUUUCUAACCAGUUCGGGUAAAAGUUCGAAGCUGAUCGAAUUAGUAUUGGGUAUGUUUUCAUUAUUAUUUCGGACGGCCUACAACUCGCUUGUAAUUGGUUACAUGACAAAAGUAUUCAACGUGCUACCUGUCGACAACAUACCGACUUUAUUGGAUCAUACAUCGUACAAGAUUGUUGCUGUGAAGGGUUCAUUGCCAAGUAUAAAUAUCCAGACCGGCCAGGAACCCAUAAACGUAAAAAUACGUCGUAUGAAUCGAUAUUACGAUAAGAAUACUGUAACCGAAGUAUUUCAAGAGGGAUGCGCACGUCACAAAUUAAUUGCAACAAUUAUAUCCACCGAUAUGAAAAAAUGUUUUGGGGAGCAUUUCUGUCCACUCACUCAAGCAGGAGAAGUUAUCUACAAAAGUAUUAUAAUUUCAGGGAUCUCGUGGCACUUCAAGCAUAAACGAUCUAUCGACAUCGGAUUACUGAGAUUAUAUGAACACGGUUUCAUACGGUUGUUGAAGCAACGUUGGAUUGACUCGAAAAACGUUGAAAAUUACAGAACGAACCCUUUCGAGCCAAUUAUGAUGGAACAGAUAUAUUUAGCUCUAUCGAUAUUUUUCGGUGGACUGCUAAUAUCUUGCAUAAUUCUCAUAAUUGAAAAUGUAACGUUCCGCCUUAACAAAUAA
Molecule: messenger RNA, 1380 nt
Organism: Dufourea novaeangliae
Lineage: Eukaryota; Metazoa; Arthropoda; Insecta; Hymenoptera; Halictidae
Exons: 7
Coding region: 1-1380 (459 amino acids)
Source: RefSeq, a predicted model, not a curated record